UCCUCCCUGGCAGGACCCAAGCUGAAACAGUCCCUGGUUCUUCCCUGCCAGCCAGAGACGCAAACCCCCAGGACUAAGUGUGGCCCCUGCUCCGCAUCUUCUGUCCCAUCACAGCAUCCCAACAACGGGUACCUUCCUACUUGCUUCCAGGCAGUACCCGAGACCGCUGAGAACUUCAGGGGAGCCGGCUCCGGCUGGCAGCGGGAGUGUGGCAGGUCCCGGGCUGCAGACUCUGGCCAUGGCCUCAGUCCCCACCGCCGAGAGCUGGACCGACGGGGCGGCAGGCAUGGAAACGCAGGCAGAGAACCUGAGCGCUGGCUUGGCGGUCACUGAGUGGCUUGCGCUCCAGGCUGGCAACUUCUCUUCGGCUCUGGGGUUGCCGAUGACAUCCCAAGCACCUUCCCAGGUCCGGGCCAACCUCACGAACCAGUUCGUGCAGCCGUCCUGGCGGAUCGCACUCUGGUCUCUGGCCUAUGGCUUGGUGGUGGCUGUGGCAGUCUUUGGAAACCUCAUCGUUAUCUGGAUCAUCCUGGCCCACAAGCGCAUGAGGACCGUCACCAACUAUUUCCUGGUAAACCUGGCUUUCUCCGACGCCUCCAUGGCUGCCUUCAACACCUUGGUCAAUUUCAUCUAUGCUCUUCACAGCGAAUGGUACUUUGGCGCCAACUACUGCCGCUUCCAGAACUUCUUUCCCAUCACAGCGGUGUUUGCCAGCAUCUACUCUAUGACAGCCAUUGCAGUGGACAGGUAUAUGGCCAUUAUCGACCCUUUGAAACCCAGACUGUCUGCCACAGCCACCAAGAUUGUCAUUGGGAGUAUUUGGAUUUUGGCGUUUCUACUUGCCUUCCCUCAAUGUCUUUAUUCCAAAAUAAAAGUCAUGCCAGGACGUACUCUUUGCUAUGUGCAGUGGCCCGAGGGUCCCAAGCAACAUUUCACGUACCACAUCAUUGUCAUCAUCCUGGUGUACUGUUUCCCAUUGCUCAUUAUGGGCAUCACCUACACCAUAGUUGGAAUUACUCUCUGGGGAGGAGAGAUCCCAGGAGACACCUGUGACAAGUACCAUGAACAGCUGAAGGCUAAACGAAAGGUUGUAAAGAUGAUGAUCAUUGUGGUGGUGACGUUUGCCAUCUGCUGGCUGCCCUACCACAUUUAUUUCAUUCUCACUGCCAUCUACCAACAGCUGAACAGGUGGAAAUACAUCCAGCAGAUCUACCUGGCUAGUUUCUGGCUAGCAAUGAGUUCAACCAUGUACAACCCCAUCAUCUACUGCUGUUUGAAUAAAAGAUUCCGCGCAGGCUUCAAGAGAGCAUUUCGCUGGUGUCCUUUCAUCCAAGUCUCCACCUAUGACGAGUUGGAGCUCAAGACCACCAGGUUUCAUCCCACGCGGCAAAGCAGCCUGUACACCGUGAGCAGGAUGGAGUCGGUUACCGUGCUGUUUGAUCCCAAUGAUGGGGACCCAGCCAAGUCCAGCCGGAAGAAAAGGGCGGUGCCCAGAGACCCAAAUGCCAAUGGCUGCUCCCGCAGAGAUUCCAAAUCUGCCUCCACCACGUCAAGCUUCAUAAGCUCACCCUAUACCUCUGUGGAUGAAUAUUCCUAAAUCCAUGUCCUGUGGUGAAGGCUGCUAUUGAGCCUACAUCUCCCGUUUUCCUAACAGUGUAAAGCCCUGUUCUAGAUACUUGAGGGAGACA
Molecule: messenger RNA, 1688 nt
Organism: Myodes glareolus (Bank vole)
Lineage: Eukaryota; Metazoa; Chordata; Mammalia; Rodentia; Cricetidae
Gene: Tacr3
Product: tachykinin receptor 3
Biological process (GO): G protein-coupled receptor signaling pathway; positive regulation of flagellated sperm motility
Cellular component (GO): plasma membrane; sperm midpiece
Molecular function (GO): tachykinin receptor activity
Source: RefSeq, a predicted model, not a curated record